Molecule: messenger RNA, 996 nt
Organism: Phytomonas sp. Hart1
Lineage: Eukaryota; Euglenozoa; Kinetoplastea; Trypanosomatida; Trypanosomatidae
Source: the annotation of a GenBank genome assembly
AUGCCGAUGCUCGCUGUCACCCUCCACGGUGGUGAGAAGCCAGACCCGGUGGAGCUCGCCAUGAUGGUGGACUACCACCCGAACCGCUGGGGGCACCUCGUUUUCACCGACCCCGACUCCCUGCGGCGUAUUAUUUCGGCUGACGACCCGAUUGAGCUGUGCAUCACUAGCAAUAUCAUAUCCUCUGGGCACGCUGACGUAGGGCAGCACCACCUCGCCACCGUGAUAGAGCAGGCGCGGGAGCUUCGUUCUGAAAAAACGGGGAACACUGCCCUUGUCAAGAAAACUACACUUGUAGAGGGACUUUUGGAUGGGAGGAGCUACAUGGCCGCUCAAAGGCAGCGGUUGAAUCGCCGUAUCCGCCGUUUUUUAAGUCCUCAUCGCGCGCGCAAGCUACACACCAGGGAUAUUUCACUCGAAGAGGGAUCGAUGGACGGUGAGGGUGGGGCCCCAAUGACGGCGGUCAUACCAAACAUCUCUUUUCACACUGAUGACCGUGGUAUCUUCGAUAUCACCCUCACUCACGAAAUUUUUACCUUGCUGAAGCAUUCUGAUGUAUUAAACGAUCACUCAAUAGCAGAACAGCGCGUGGUGGAAGCGAUCUGGCGGUUGGAGCGGCUGACGAUCGCGAAUGUGUUUGAGCUCCCAUGGGCUAUUCUCGUUAUGCUCAUCGCGGCGCGCGUAAACUUUUCUGAUCAAAAAAUGGCGAACAAUGAGGUCUCCUGGCGCGAAUUCAGUGAUCAACGCAGUGCGAACGGUGUGCAAUGCGAGGAAUCGGCAUCGCAGCUAGUGUUUCGCAAACUAUCAGAUGUUCAAAAUUUAUCUGAACUGAAGGAGAACUGGGGCAAAUUUGAGGAAUACAUUCUACUUCAGCAAGAAGCCGCCAAUGGAAAUGCUGGGAACCCUUUUGGGGAGCUUUGGAGUGGCGUGGAAUGGGCGUGGCUGACUCAGUGUUUUGAUGAAUUUUAUACAACUGAAAAUAUUCAGUACGACUAA